CCUCUGAUACUACGCUUUCCUCAGUUGACCCAAGAGGUAUGAAUGAAACCUGACUGCACGUUUUAAGGAUGGUGCUAGCUGUGCGGGGUAACCUUAUGUGUCUGAAAUGGAGUUCUGACCUGCAACAAUGUGAUCCUCACUGCUGAAGAUGCCAAAUGUGAACAGAACAUGAACCGAAGGAUGACAUGGCCAGCCUGUAAGGAACAGGAGUGCUCGAGUGUACUGGCAGACGGUUGAUGUUUCCAUGGUGUGUGUGUGAGGGAGCAGCGCAGCAGUGGAUCCCCAGUGGGCUCAGCACCAGCCCGGGCUCCCAUCAGGCUAUGGGCCCGAGAGGCUCCAGACCAAUAACUACUGUGUGGUGCUCUGUAUUCAGAUGAGCCUGCUCUGCUUCGACCUGUUUGUCAACUCCUGCGGUGAACUGAUCCGCUAUGAGCCCGCCAACCAGCUCAUGCUCUUUAUUGUCCAGGACAUCUCCAUUCUGCUGAACCUGAUCAUUAUCCUGCUGAUGCUGUUUAACACAUACGUCUUCCAAGUGGGGCUGGUGUCUGUGUUACUGGAGCGUUUCCGGGCUCUGCUCAUGCUCUCGGUGCUUUACUUGACCUUCAGUAUCACGCUACACUGCUGGCUCAUGAAUCUACGCUGGUUUAACACUAACACAUAUAUUUGGACGGACGGACUGCAAGUGCUGUUUAUGCUUCACAGAACAGCUUCAGUGCUGUACUAUUAUUUCUACAAACGCACGGCCGAGUGUCUGGGAGACCCACGGCUCUACGAGGAUUCACCCUGGCUCCAGGAUAUUUUCACUCGGGUCAGACACCAGGGCUCCUUUUUGAACAGCCAGCAGCACUGA
Messenger RNA from Periophthalmus magnuspinnatus, 850 nucleotides. RefSeq names its product transmembrane protein 138-like. The transcript has 6 exons. Gene Ontology annotation, cellular component: cilium. The record is from RefSeq and is a predicted model, not a curated record. NCBI's taxonomy places the organism in Eukaryota, Metazoa, Chordata, Actinopteri, Gobiiformes, Gobiidae. The coding region runs from base 374 to 850 and encodes 158 amino acids.